AUGGCAAUCGCCUUGUGGAAUGGAAAAGAGGUUGAAAAUAGUGUUAGGCAAGCUACUCUUCAAGACAAGCCUGUUGAGAAUGAAAAAGUGAUUGAGACAAUUGACAAGCAAAUUCAAGAGAAAGAAGCAGAGACAACUUUACCACCACCAUGCUUUUCUCAAAGCUUUACAGAGAUGCCAUCAUAUGUGAAGUUUUUGAAGGACAUAUUGACCAAGAAAAGGAAAGUGGUGGACUUUAAGACAAUUACACUCAUUGAGGAGUGUACAGCGAUGAUCCAAAACAAGCUUCUGCCAAAGCUUAAGGACCUAAGGAGUUUUUCUAUCCCUUGCUCAAUUGAAAAUGUCUUGCUUAAGGUGGGGAAACUAUACAUUCUGGUGGACUUCUUUGUACUUGAGAUGGAGGAAGAUCAAAAGGUUCGGAUCAUACUGGGAUGCCCAUUCUUAGCUACUGCAGGCACACUAAUCGAUGUAAGGGAAGGCAAAAUAACUUCUAGAGUUAGAGAAGAGGUAGUUAAAUUUACUAUCUUCAAUGCACCUAAACACCCUUCAUCCACAACUCAAUGUUAUAGAGUGUACUUAGCUGAUAGAGGUAAAGGUAAUCAUAUUCCACCACCUAUAAGUGAGCAAGCACUAACUCUUGAGUUAAAGCCAUUGCCAUUAUAUCUCAAAAUGAAACAGUGUUAUGAUGAGCAUAAUCUACCACCUUCUAAUGAUAAUGAUUUUAAGGUGGGAUAA
Theobroma cacao (cacao) is the source of this 735-nucleotide messenger RNA. The record is from RefSeq and is a predicted model, not a curated record. Lineage: Eukaryota; Viridiplantae; Streptophyta; Magnoliopsida; Malvales; Malvaceae.